UAGUUGUAGUGUGACGCCCGUGAGGUGGCUGUGUCGGAGCGGGGCAGGCUGUGAGACCGACCGGAUCCCUAUCUAAACCGUGCCCCGUCAUCUCCGCCAUGCUUUUCCAGUCAGUUGUGAACAGAGCCCACCUGGGACUGAGCAGGAAAGGGACUUCACCUGGUCAUCCCCUCCAGUCUCUUCUGCAGGGUUACCGCUGUCUCAGACGGGAUGAGCAUAUUUCAUAUGGAGAGCUGGGCAUGCAAGUGCCACCCUUCGGGUGUUCUUUCAACACAGCUGCAGAUGCACCACAUAUCCUUGCUGUGGCCAAUGAAGAAGGCAUUGUUAGGUUGUAUGACACGGAAUGCCGAAACACAGAGAAACAAAUUGUGAAAGAAUGGGUGGCUCACACUAAUGCCGUUUUUGACAUUGCCUGGGUGCCUGGAGAACACAAGCUGGUUACAGCUUCAGGGGACCAGACGGCCAAGCUGUGGGAUGUGAAAGCAGGGGAGGCUGUUGGCGUGUGCAAAGGCCACCAAUGCAGCCUGAAGUCUGUUGCUUUCUCAAAGUUUGAGACUGCUGUAUUCAGCACUGGGGGGAGAGAUGGAAACAUCAUGGUCUGGGAUACCAGAUGCAACAAGAAAGAUGGAUUUUACAGACAAGUGAACCAGAUCUCAGGUGCUCACAAUGCUCUGGAAAAGCAGACUCCAUCUAAAAUCAAAAAGAAGAAACCUGCUGUCAGAGGACUUGCUCCUUCAGUGGACUCGCAGCAGAGUGUGACAGUGGUAAUCUUUCAGGAUGAGCACACGCUUAUAUCUGCAGGAGCUGUUGAUGGCUUUGUCAAAAUGUGGGACUUACGGAAAAAUUACACUGCAUACCGACAAGAUCCAAUAGCAGUUAAAGUCUUCCCCUAUCCUGGAAACAGUACACGUAAACUUGGUUAUUCCAGCCUUGUUUUGGACUCCACUGGAACCAACUUGUUCGCAAAUUGUACUGAUGACAAUAUCUAUAUGUUCAACGCAACUGGACUCAGGACUGACCCAGUCUCUGUGUUCAGCGGCCACCAGAAUUCCACUUUUUACAUCAAGUCCAGCGUGAGUCCGGACGGCCAGUUUCUGCUCAGUGGAUCAAGUGACAGCAGUGCCUACAUCUGGCAGGUCUCCGAUCCCCAGGCUCCUCCUGUGACUCUGACCGGACACUGUCAAGAAGUUACCUCAGUCACUUGGUGCCAAUCAGACUUUACAAAGAUUGCAACCUGUUCUGACGAUAACACCGUAAGAAUAUGGAGACUGAACCGGAACAGCGAUGAUGCUGAUAAAGUGGACUGUGUUGGCUGGGCAAGUCAGAAAAGGGAACGUCUUCCAGUGGUGUCCAGGCUCUGUACUCCAGGUAAAAACUCCGUAUUACAUAACAGUCCUCUGAUGUCCUCCCCGACACCGGCUACCUGCGCUCCAAGUCAUACUGGAGAUCUCCCAAUGCCCUCCAGCACUCCGUCAUCCACUGUGCUGAUUCCUAAGCUGCACACCCCCAAAAGGCAAAAGCUUGAACGCUCCACCUCGUCUCCCAAGCAGCUGUCAACUUCAAAAAUUUCUAUCAAGGACUGGGUGAGUCGCACCCCAAAGUCUCGCACCCCUGUUCCAGAAACAAAGACUCCAUCUCCACGAAAAGCAUUCACGCCUGUUGAGCAGUACUCUGUGACUUCAAGCUCGAGACCCUCGGGGCUGUCUGAAAAGAGGGUCAAGAGGAGACUGGAGACCAGCAAUGGGGACGAAGAGCAUGGUUGCUUCAGCCUCUGCAGUUGUGUGACUGAGCUAGAACCUGGCUUAAAGAAGCCAAAACUAGACUUGUGUUCUCUUCAGGGGACGGAUGAAAGCGAUAUUGGAUGUGUAAGCCUUGGAGACCUGGGUAAAUGUGACCACAAAUCCACUUCAGAGUCCAAGAGCAUUCCCCACGCCGAGCCCAUGGAGCAGCCCUCCUUACAGAGCGUGCCUGCUGACCCGAAGUUCAGGCUGCAAGACAAAGAGAACAGCUCGCCCGAAAAGAACUGGCUUUCUGUACUGGGACACAAACUAAAGACCGACAAGCUCAGUCCACAAGGCAAACUCAGCAGCAGUCCGUCCGCUCGAGGCGGCAGCGCCAAGAAGCAUCAUGUCAGGAGUAUUACAAACUCUCCUGUGUCUGUGUCUACUACUCCUGUCUCGAUGCGCAAGAUCUGCACAUACUUCAUAAAAAGCCCGGGGGGUAAAAGCGAAGAGGAGUGAAUGCGUCCGGAGUCUGCUUUGGGAAUGCCUGUCAGACCGUGUGUUGUCUCUGUUAUCACAGCGAAGAUCUUUGUUUUAAAAGAAGAACGUCAUGUUAACAAACUGGAUUUGCUGGCUUCAAUCUGACUAUGACAUCAUCACGGAUCUCUAUGUAGCGAAUGACAUCCUUCGCUGCUCUGUUAAACAGUUCUGGCUGCUUGUGGAUCACAUUCCUUGCUGGAAGGCCCGGCGUAUAGCUCGAGUUCGCUCUUUGUGAAUAUUUCCUUAGAUUUUAUUUACUGCGAGCAUUGGAUUCUUUCAUUUGAAUUUUUUUUUUAAAUAACUGCAGUACAAAGACCUACAAUUUUAUAGUUGGACCCCUAGCACUUUUAUGAACGGAUACCCUAGCUGGUAACGUGUAGUUUAACCCUUUGCUGACACACACACCAGGUACACUUCAGUAUUCCAGCUCCUCGGCUAGAUGGUGUAUACGGAUGAGUUAUGCUCCGCGGCAGCUGGUAUACUGGAUGUGUGCUUUUGUCGCAAUCAUUUAAUGAUUGUAGAAUUGUAGUAACACUCGCAUGUUCUAGAAUUUGUAUCGCUUGACUCAUUGAUGUUAAAACACUGCCUGUAAGUUUUAAUAAUCAUUUAGGUUAGCUGCUCUUUGCUAUGUUUUAUUGUUUUUAAUGUUUAAGGGUUACUGUUUUAAGAAUAUGUACAUCGGAAUGAAACUGUAUAUUUUUGUAAAUACAGAUAUAUUAUACAAG
This is a messenger RNA of Spea bombifrons (plains spadefoot toad), 2986 nucleotides long. RefSeq names its product denticleless E3 ubiquitin protein ligase homolog (gene DTL). The transcript has 15 exons. Gene Ontology annotation, biological process: mitotic G2 DNA damage checkpoint signaling; proteasome-mediated ubiquitin-dependent protein catabolic process. NCBI's taxonomy places the organism in Eukaryota, Metazoa, Chordata, Amphibia, Anura, Pelobatidae. Bases 99 to 2240 code for a protein of 713 amino acids. Gene Ontology annotation, cellular component: nucleus. The record is from RefSeq and is a predicted model, not a curated record. Gene Ontology annotation, molecular function: protein-macromolecule adaptor activity; protein binding.